Messenger RNA from Tripterygium wilfordii, 526 nucleotides. RefSeq names its product glyceraldehyde-3-phosphate dehydrogenase, cytosolic-like. NCBI's taxonomy places the organism in Eukaryota, Viridiplantae, Streptophyta, Magnoliopsida, Celastrales, Celastraceae. The annotation marks the transcript as partial. The transcript is spliced from 4 exons. The record is from RefSeq and is a predicted model, not a curated record. Gene Ontology annotation, molecular function: NAD binding; oxidoreductase activity, acting on the aldehyde or oxo group of donors, NAD or NADP as acceptor.
CCGACUCUAUCUGCAACUCCCUAUACACUGCAAUUCGUCGCUUCGCUCUCAAUCUCCGGAAUAAUGGCGAAGAUCACGAUGGGAAUAAAUAGUAAUAGAUCUCAACUUCAUAGACUUGAAUGAAUGUUUUACUUCGUUUGAUUUGGAAGAUUUAUAUCGGAAUCGCUGCUUUAUUUUCCUUUGAUGAAAAAUCAAAAUAUGUUGAAAGUGAAAUACUAGGGGAUUUGGAAGGAUCGGAAGGUUGAUGGCUAGAGUUGCUCUCGAGAGAGACGAUGUUGAGCUUGUCGCUUUUAACGAUCCCUUUAUCACUACUGAUUACAUGACUUACAUGUUCAAGUAUGAUAUUGUUCAUGGCCAAUGGAAGCACUAUGAGGUCAAGGUGAAGGAUUCUAAGACACUUCUUUUUGGCGAGAAUCCCGUAACUGUUCUUGGAAUCAGGAGCAGAGUUCAUUGUGGAGUCAACUGGAGUGUUCAUGAACAAGGACAGAGCCUCAGCUUCAGCUUCAGCUGCUGGCCGUUCAAAGGU